GCCACACCUUUGCAUAAAGCUAAGGUGUCUGAGCAGCUCUAGGUAUUUCUGCAUGGUUAAAUGCGUCGCACUACCGCGAACCCAAGUGCUUUGCCAAACCCUGGUCUAGUCGCGUUGCACGGUGUGAAAAGACUUACGUAGCAAUGCCAGCUACGCCAUGGCACUGAGAUAUGCAAUCAGAUACCAGUAACCCCUUGAAGACCGUCCUUUGUCUUUGGGCUUCACUGAACACCUACCAGCUGGCGUGGCGACCCCAGUGACCAACUGCCUUUAUUUAGCAACAGCCCAACUAGCAGCGCACAGCUUCACUCCUAAAACUUUAUUUGCAAAGGCAUCUAGCCGCAGCCAUUUCCUGCGUCCAGGCAACUCCGCGGGAGAGCGACGGUUGGAAAGGGGGCAGUAGGUAUUCCCGCAUUUUGGACCCAGAUUCGAGCCUUCCUUCAGGACAGCUGCGUUUACUAUGUUAGGAUUCGUAGCUUUCAGCACGGCGCAUUCCAAAGGGCAGCUGCAGCGUCCAGUGCUUUGGCUAUUGCUGCUGCUGCUGGUGCCCUCUGCCUUCUGCGUCGGCUCUAGACAUCCCGAAGGUUCCUCAAGUCCACACGACAUCCUACCUCUACAAGCACUGCCAGUCCUAACCCCCGAUGCAGACGUUCCCCCCGUGUUUCUCAACGGAGCCUGGGACCCCUCGCGUGUGGGCGGUGGCGGCGGCCGUAACGCCUACAUCGCGGCGGUGCUUAGUAAGGAUGUGUACGUCAAACACGUGAUUGACCCACGGGACGGUUCGGCCGCGCGUCGGAACUUCAGUCGCUUCGCGACACAGUUCUGUCGUUCCAUGUACAACCUGGGAGCCGACGAGUGCGAGGCGGUGUCCGGCCCCCGCUCGCUGGUGUGGGCGGUGCUGCGCGCGGGUCGCUCCGUGCUGCUGGUGGUGCGCGGCUCCAACACGCCGCAGAACUGGCUGGCGGACGUGGCCUCCAUCCGCACCCUCAACGUAGCGGACCUGGGAGGCGGGCCGGCGGGGGUGAACGUGGCGGCGGGCUUCUACAGGGUGUUCGAGGCCAACCGGCGGCCGCUGGUGGCGCGGGUGCGCAAGGCCAUGAGGGGCGCCGCAGCGGCCGCUGCUGCUGCUGCGGAGGCUGCUGCGGAGGCUGCUGCAGGGACCACAGGAGCCGCAUCCCUCGCCACUAAGGCAGCAGGGCCGGCGACACGGCUAUACAGUAGUGGCAGCAGCAGCCCAAAGGAGGGAGCUGGCGGCGACGGGGGCGGUGGAGGUGGUGGCGGCAGCAGCAGUAACAGCAGCAGCGGCAGUGGCGGAUCGGCGGCGGUUGACAAGGGGGGUGCGCGGCUGUGGGUUCUGGGUCACAGCCUGGGUGGGGCGGUGGCGCUGAUGGCAGCGGCACACCUGGAGGCGGCGCAUGGCCUCCGCGCUGCGGGUGUGUUCACGUUCGGUUGCCCGCGCACUGGCGACAGCAGCUGGGCGGCAGCAUACCGCCUGGCCGACGUGACGCUGCGGCUGGACAACACGGGCGACAUCAUCCCGGGGUUGCCGCUGGGGGCGACGUGGCGCCACGUGGGCGCGCAGGCGGUCUUACAGAACUGCCAUGCCGCACCGCCGCCGCCGCAGCAGCAGCAACCGUCACAGCUGCAGCAGCAGGCAGCAGGCGAGGUGCUGCAGCAGCCCCUGCAGCAGCAGGCAGCACCGGCAUCGUCUGCGUCCGCGGGGGGUCCGCAGCAGGAGGCGCAGGAGCUGCAGCAGCUGCUGCUGUGGAGGAGGGGGCAGCUGCUGAGGCUGCAGCAGCAGCAGGACCGGGAGCAGCAGCAGCAAGAGGAGGGACAUAUGCUCCCAGCGCAGCAGCAGCAGCAGCAAGAGCGGUAUGAGCAGCAACUGCUGCUCCUCCAACAGCUGCAACAGCUGCAGAAGCAGCUUCAAGACCUCCAGCAACAGGAGAAGCAACCCGAGCAGGGGGUAAGCCAGGCCGUGUCGUUUCCCGUGCCCGGCUGGCUCCGAGACCACAUGAUCCAGACCUACGUGCACGUCAUGUGGAACUGCCUGCCCAACAGCGAGCGGAAGCUAGUGCCGGGGCCGGAUGACGUGUACGGACUGGUGUACGGCAAGACACUGCCGUACAAUGAGACCACGGUGUACGGCGAUUCGUACUACGAUGAUGCGGACGGUGACGGUGACGGUUGGGGAGAGGUGCUUGGCGGUGGCAGCGUUGAUGGAGGGGCUUCCCGCUAGGUUUGGGGGCCAUGGCUGGUCGGAUAGGUGCGAAGGAUUGCAAUGAGGAGGUUCCUAACUGGUCCUCCGAUAUGCAACUAUAAGUUCCAUAUAGUGGUUGAUGCCGUUGUGCUGGACGGUUUCAGCAGGUAGCAGGUUAUAUAUAGUGGCUUUGGGAGAGGGUCGGCGUUCCGGGCGCUGUAACUGUUGCUGCGGCGCACCUCGUCUGACCCUGCGACCCGUGGGUCAGGUAUUGACGGUAGGUAUUGCUGGCAGGCGGAAGAAGGCACGACGGAAUGCUUAAACUACCGGUCUUUUGCAGCGGCUCUGUCACCUGGUGUCGUUGUUGCUGCAUCCGUUUUGAAGGUUUGUUGUUCACAAAUAACUGUAUGUUCGUUCCGAAACCAGUAUCGUACCCAUGUACCAUGCGCUCAUGCGGCGCCCUGGAUGUUUUCUGUAUCCCUACGGUAGCCCAAGCGUGUCAGUCGGCAAUCCGGUUAGCGCAGCCCAAGUGCAAUAGAGCUUUAGGCUUUCCGUCUGGCAUUCAUCCAUGCGACGGCGGAGGACGGCUUAUGCUUGGCUUUUGUACAUAAUACGUCGGGUCGCAAUUGACUCAAAUUUGUGAAGAUAGAGGUCCAUGCACCAGACCUUCUGCCAUUUGCCAACGUUCUUAGUCCCUUCUUGUAUUUCCUGUACCACUACCGUUUGUGCCAG
Molecule: messenger RNA, 2932 nt
Organism: Astrephomene gubernaculifera
Lineage: Eukaryota; Viridiplantae; Chlorophyta; Chlorophyceae; Chlamydomonadales; Astrephomenaceae
Source: the annotation of a GenBank genome assembly